AUGUUUGCGGACUAUGUGAACCUGCCCCCAAAUCAUGCUCCAACAUACAGUGAUGUGUCGGUGAAUCCCUUUUCGGCCGCCACUGGCCUUGAUAUGGAUCAAUAUUCAGGUGCUGAAGAUCGCGCCAGGUAUCCAAGUCAUAUGACGUAUCCAAUGUCACCGGAAAUGGGCGAGAUGGACGAAGCAACAAAUUUGCGUGGCUUGUAUCCAAGCGGUGGUGGCGGGGGAACAGGCUGGGGCGAUGACCCAACAGGCACUGGCGGUGGUACUGGACCCUCAGGAUAUGGUUAUGGCGCCGCCCAUGGCGGAGGAGCUGGCAGUUAUGGCUAUCAUCCUGCACAUGCACCGGUACAUGUGCCUACCGGUGGUUCGUAUUCACAUCAUGCCACAGCCGGUAGCGGUUAUGGCGGCUAUGCACCAUCUCCGCCAAAGAUCUAUGCCCGUCCCCAUCCGACCGUGCCGACCAAGGGCUUCAAAAAGAAGCAUAGCACUAGCGACAGUAAUGCCUCCACAAUGAACGCACUAACUUUGUUGGCGUUCUUCUUCUUUGUGAAUCUGCUGCAGAGCUGCCUCAAGGAAAAUAUGGAAGCCAUGAAUCCCACUGUGAUGGUGAUGACGACGAAUAUGGUGCGCAAUCGCAACACGAAGCUGGCGGAAAUGAACUCGCGUGAGCAGAGCAGUUCGCCGGCGUCGGCAUUCACAUCGGGCGCGAAUAUUGUCGUGGCCCCGGAGACUUUGGUGUCGGCGGGCAGCAGCUCAGUGGCGGCGGGAGCACCCGGUUUGGCCAGUGUGACGCUACAAACAUCGCCAUACAGUGAUGGUGGCGGUGGUGCCGCAGCUGGUGCGUCCAGUGCUGCGAAUGUUGGCAACAAUUUUGCUGGUGGCGCUGGAGUUGCCAGUAGCAACAACCACAUUGGUAAUUACAACAAUAACAAUCACGGUGGCAGCGAUAAUGGCAAUCGCCAACCCGGAGAACCCCAAUACAGUUAUGGCACCAACGGUGUCAGCAGUGGACAGCAACAUCAUGGUGGCGCAGCGGUGAUUCAGAACCAACACAACCAGAACGUGCACAACAACAAUAACAAUCAAGCAUACGGUGCUAGCCAACAUGGUGACACUUAUCCUUUUUCACCCACUCCAACAAUAAUAACGGCUAAUCGCGAUCCACGUCCAGAAUUGUAUGACCCACCCUAUCUGUACCGCAAUCAAACAAUAAACUCCGCCACCAGCCUCAAUCAACAACAUUAUUACCAGCAGCAGCAUCAACAGCAUCAUCAGCAGCACCAGCAACAACGCCCAUAUCCACCCGAACAAUUUGAAGAGGAGGAGUAUGAAGCUCAGUCUCCACAACAACAACCUCCGUCUCAAAUCCAACAGCCCCAGCAACAUGAGCAUCCCGUCCAUAAUCAGUUUCAACAACAACAACAGUACCAUGAAAAUCGUCCAAAUGACAACUAUGCACAUCAACAACAACAAACGGAUCAUCAUGAAGAAUAUCACGAGCAUCACCAUAAUCAGCAACCGGUCGCUCUACCACCUCACGAUCACUUUCAGCAUCAUUAUCCCGCUCAUCACCCUCAACAACAGUCUUCGUUCCAAUCUCAUCUACAUCAAAGCUAUGCCAGUCAUCGUCGUCCAUCACCUCCCAAUAGGGGUUAUAGUGAGGCAUCGCAUCCAUGGUCUUACAGCCCAGCUUCUUCACCAUUUAGACGUGGCUCAAGCAGCUCUCCACUGUCAUCGUAUACCUGGUCUUCAGACUCUUCAAAGGGUCACGUGAGUGGAAAUAAUAACUUUGGUGACCUCGACGAUGAUGACGAUCGCCGAUAUGAAGACUCCUUUUAUACACGUUCCGAGAGAAAAUUAUAG
Molecule: messenger RNA, 1866 nt
Organism: Bactrocera tryoni
Lineage: Eukaryota; Metazoa; Arthropoda; Insecta; Diptera; Tephritidae
Product: myb-like protein Q
Exons: 3
Coding region: 1-1866 (621 amino acids)
Source: RefSeq, a predicted model, not a curated record